This is a messenger RNA of Entelurus aequoreus (snake pipefish), 2503 nucleotides long. RefSeq names its product normal mucosa of esophagus-specific gene 1 protein-like. Bases 145 to 402 code for a protein of 85 amino acids. NCBI's taxonomy places the organism in Eukaryota, Metazoa, Chordata, Actinopteri, Syngnathiformes, Syngnathidae. The transcript is spliced from 6 exons. The record is from RefSeq and is a predicted model, not a curated record.
GAAGCGGAGUGUGUGUACGUGCCUUUCACCUCGUUCUCGCUCUCCUCCAACCUACAUGAGCCCAGAGCAGGCGGAAGAGAUGCUCCACUAACAGACCAGACAAGACCUACUCUGUGACAAAAGGUACCUAAGGAGUUUAAAGAUAUGAGGGGAUUUUUUCAAAUGUUAAGAAAGAAAAAAGAGCUGAUCCCACUGAUCGGUUUCAUGACUUUAGCUGCAACAGGAGCCACUACGGCUUCUAUCUACUUUCUUCUCACCAAAUCUGACGUCAUUUUAAAUAAGACCUCCAAUCCAGAACCAUGGGAGAGAGUGGAUCCAACCACGCCCCAAAAGCUUUUCACCAUCAAUCAGCAGUGGAAGCCAGUGGAGGAACUGGAGUUGGUGAAGCGUCUCACCAAAUAAAAAGCAAUGACGUGUUGCAAGAGGCCUCGGUUGUGCAGUUGGACGGUUGGAUUACAAUCAUCCAUCAGGAGAUCGCGACAGCGUGAACGCCUGGCAAACAAAGACAGAUUUUAGCAAAUAUUUAGACCAGUGAUUCUCAAACUGCGGUACUGGUACGCCAAAGAAGUCUGUAAAUAGGUACUGUAGAUGGAGUGUCAUUGUAGAUGUUUGUGCAUUGUGGGUAAAGUUACAGUGUCCAAAAUAUUAAAUAAGUUGUUAAAUAAAACCUCUGCCUUGUUUUUAAUACAUUCUUAGGCCUACUACGCUACUGUAUUAUAAUGUUGGUCAUUAUGGUGGUACUUGGCUAGCCAGGUUUUUACUGAGGUGGUACUUGGUGAAAAAAGUUUUAGGGCUUUGGUCUUAAAUGUCUGAUGAACAAUCUGAAUUCGAAUUCACUUUUCUAUCAAAUGUUCUAUUUUUUUUAUCUUAUUUAUGUAUUUAUGUAGUUUUCCCAUUACGUUAAGUCAAUUUAGAUGUGUACUGAUUAUGUUUUUAUAGCUAGUGACAUUUUGAGGUUUGGAGGGUUCAAUUUGAUUAGCAACUCAGAAAAUGAAACCCUAAUGUGUCACAAAAGCCUGCUGGCAAUCCACCAGUGCACAAUUCAUUUGAAGGUUUUUUUCAGGAGUGCGCCACUUUAUUAAUUGUCAGGAUGUGUAGCAGGAACCCAGGUUGAAAGACAGGAAAUAUUUGUGUUCAAAGAACAAUGUCUUUAUCAGGUCAAGGCACAGCAGGGAAAAUAUAAUAGUCCAACCAACCCUCAAUGCUUAAUUGGAAAAAGAAAAAAAAACAUGAACUGAAGGCAAAGCAAGAUGCUGGAAAAUAAGGAGCAAAACAAAAAGCCAGUUAAAAAGUUCACAUCAAUGAAAACCAAAAACUCAGGUUACUCUUGUAUUUAUAUCACAGGUGUUUGUUCUAUAGCGGAAUUAAAUAAACUGAGUGAAUCUAUUUGUCAGUCUUCCACUCUCUUUGUCUCUGUGGGUGAAAGGGAGUGCGGGGGCUACUAUACACACACAAAGAAGUUGUGCCCUGUAAACAAGGUAACGCCGUAGAAAUGAUCCAUAUUACACCCAGAAUUGAAUCACUUGUUUCUUAUCCCAUUGUUGACAUUUCCUGGAAGUUUCAUCUAAAUAAGCCCAUAACUUUUACAGGCAGACAAACAAAUUCUUCCCUCAAAAUAACCCAAAAAAUUAAAAUGUUUAAUUUUUUUACGUGAACCACUUAAAAGGCAAUAACAUAGCAUUUAGAUAAAAAGGAUGAAUAAUUAUAGAAUUCAUUGAUCACCUGUGUGAUCCAUUAUACUACAAAGGCAACAUCAGUAUGAAUUCAAUGAGUCAACUACAUGAACCACUACAAUACCCACGGUUAGAAAUAGUAGUUUUUAUGUUUUAGUUUUGUGAACCACUACUAUACCAAACGUUAGAUAAUAUAUUUAGUCUUUAUGCGUUAGCUUUGUGAACCAUUACAAUACCAAUGUUUAGAUAAUAUACAGUAUAUUGUCAAAAGUAUUUGGCCACCUGCCUUGACUCACAUAUGAAGGGGCCCGCUCCAAACUGUUCCCACAAGGUUUGGACCAUGGAAUUGUCCAGAAUGUUUUGGUAUCCUGGAUCAUUCAAAGUUCCUUUCACUGGAACUAAGGGGCCAAGCCCAACUGCUGAAAAACAACCCCACACCAUAAUUCCUCCUCCACCAAAUUUCACACUCGGCAUAAUGCUGUCCGAAAUGUAUCGUUCUCCUGGCAACCUCCAAACCCAGACUCGUCCAUCAGAUUGCCAGAUGGAAAAGCGUGAUUCAUCAGUCCAGAGAACGCGUCUCCACUGCUCUAGAGUCCAGUGGUAACAUGCUUUACACCACUGCAUCCCACGCUUUGCAUUGGACUUGGUGAUGUAUGGCUUAGAUGCAGCUACUCGACCAUGGAAACCCAUUCCAUGAAGCUCUCUGCGUACUGUACGUGGGCUAAUUGGAAGGUCACAUGAAAUUUGGAGCUCUGUAGCAACUGACUGUGCAGAAAGUCGGCGACCUCUUUGCACUAUGCGCUUCAGCAUCCACUGGCCCUCUUUCUGUC